This is a messenger RNA of Cottoperca gobio, 3359 nucleotides long. It is a transcript of the gene gmfb, whose product is annotated as glia maturation factor, beta. The record is from RefSeq and is a predicted model, not a curated record. Gene Ontology annotation, cellular component: cortical actin cytoskeleton. Gene Ontology annotation, biological process: actin filament debranching; negative regulation of Arp2/3 complex-mediated actin nucleation. NCBI's taxonomy places the organism in Eukaryota, Metazoa, Chordata, Actinopteri, Perciformes, Bovichtidae. Gene Ontology annotation, molecular function: actin binding; Arp2/3 complex binding. The transcript is spliced from 7 exons.
GUCAGACCAGUCACAAGAUGAUGAAAAAACAUUGAACGCGUCUCUACCAUUCAGAGCAGCCGCUUCAGGGACCUUUUUAAAACUCUGCAACAAUGAGUGAAUCACUGGCCGUGUGCGACGUGGACGAAGAUCUGGUGAAGAAGCUGAAGCAGUUUCGUUUCAGGAAGGAGACGAACAACGCCGCCAUCGUUAUGAAGAUUGAUAAAGACAAGCAGCUGGUUGAUUCUUGAAGAGGAACAGAGGAUAUUUCUCCUGAUGAUCUCAGGGAGGAAGUUCCUGAGAGACAGCCCAGAUUUAUCGUCUAUAGUUAUAAAUACAAACAUGAUGAUGGACGUGUUUCCUAUCCCCUCUGCUUCAUCUUCUCCAGCCCGGCGGGUUGUAAACCUGAGCAGCAGAUGAUGUACGCGGGAAGCCUGAACAGACUGGUGCAAACUGUGGAACUGACCAAGGUGUUUGAGAUCAGAAACACAGAGGACCUGACGGAGGAAUGGCUCCGAGAGAAACUCGGGUUCUUCGGCUAAAGACUUCUCCGGGUCUGGGGAGGGAGGAGGGUCCAGAUAGAGUUCCCCUCCUCUUCGGGGCAGAGCCGAUUCAAACAGUGUUUGCAGAAACCUUCUGUACUCAGUUCUUCGGCCUCUCUGGUAUUUACGGAGCAUUAUUCAGUGCGGCGCUCAUUAAUCCUCAUCUGGCGCCUGAAACUGAAAACACUGUUUGACGCAGUUCUGCGUUCGUCUCCGUACAAUCUCUCCAUGUGCCAGUUGUGUUUCUGGAUUAACGCUCCAAAGCUCUUAAAGGUCAGAACCGAUAGAUCCACCCGCCCUUCCUCAGCGUCUUCUUCAGAGUUCACACUCUUAGAUGUUUUAUAAUCUGAGGGAGUUUUACUUUGGGAUGUUUUAUGUUUGGGGUGUUUUGAGGUUUAUGUGAACAUUUACUUUGUAGCAGUAAUUUCCUUUUGUUGUGACAAACUUCCUGCUGGAACAUAAUUAUGAACAAUCAACUACAAUGUAAGAAAACAAUAUAGAAUUAAUCUUGUAGUCUUUCCUUAAUUUAAGGGCAUUUAAAUGAUCAUUUAUGUAACAAACUGUAAAGAGCUGCAGCGAUUAGUCGACGCAGAAAUAUAAUCGUCAACUAUUUAGAUGAUCGAUUAAUCGUUGAAGUGUGGAGAUCUGCUGCUUCUCUCUGUUUUAUAUCAGAUUAAAGGGACAAAACAAGACUUUUAAAGACGUCAGGAAACUGGGACCGACAUUUGAUUCACUAAAAGAAUAAUCUAGAGAAUAAUCUGCGGAUUAAUUUAUAAAGAAGACAACACCGGUCCUCAGAGCAUAAUAACACUAAGACGCUCCUGAGACAUGUGAUGGACCGUCUCCUGUGUGCGUGAGGAAGCUGGCAGAAGCCCCCGCGUGGCGCUCCUCACGCUGCACAUCUGUUUACAGAGAAAACAGUGUGCAUCAUGGGUAAUCUGCCUUUCACCUGCAUGUUUGUGACGAACGAUCUCACACUAAAAACAACAUUCACACUAAAACAUUCCAGACUGAACAAUUUAUUACUGACAACAAACCUCCGUCUCUGGCGGCCAUCUUGAAAACACUGCACACACACACACACACACACACACACACACACACACACACACACACACACACACACACACACACACACACACACACAUAUGCAGGGGGGAGGGGGGGGGGGGCAUUACCUGCCCUCUUUUUAAUGGACUGUUGUGUGUCUUGAGGGACAUUGUGAGCUACUAUUGUGCGUGAUUAGUGUUUCUGAAUGUUGUGCUUCAUUCUGACGUAAAGCCUCACUUCGGUUGCUGUGUGAGUCAAAGAUGGCGGCUGUGACUCCUCAACAUGCCCGUUGUGUUUAACGUUUACACUUCGUAGGUCGGCAUCGGUGGAAAUGUACAUUACUCUAUUGGGUUGGACCAACACGGCUCUCUCAAGGCAGAGAUUUGUGUUUUGUGCCGAUAUGAAUUAUUCAAACCGUAAAACAAAGUGACUCCACCAACACAACGCUAUAAGACUUUAAAUGUACCAGAGAUGUGCUUAUUAUAUGAAAUAAGACAUUCAGCAUUAAAAAAGGCAUUACAUUUUUUAUUUUAGUCAACGUGCUGGAGUUCAGACAACAAGAGACGUGUCUCUGCUGUCGGAUCUUCUUCAUUCAAACCAUCCAACACACUAAAACUCAAACCGGUCGCUCGUGCUUUAAGGAUGCGUGGCUGUUCACAGCAGGGCGACUUCAAACCUGAGAAAAUAAACGUAUUCUGCAGGUUUCAUGAGCUAAACUUCUAUUAUUCACAUUUCUAAUAAAAGCUUAAUAUCGGCUGUUUAUUGUCCGACCCGAAUAAAGAAUAACAGACACUCAUUAAUUCUACAUUAGUGUCUCGGUAAUGUAUGAUGUGAUACUCAGUCUAACUUAACUACGCCUUUUCUUAAUUUUAUAUUGUGUCAUAUUUACUUCUCUUUAAAAAACAAUGUUGAGGCCAAAAUGAAGACACGACACAAAUAUGUUUCGUGGGAACGAGUAGAAGGAGAUUAGAAAAAGGUUGUUGGGGAUUAUAAUGUUCUUGUUUUUAAGACUUUUUGUUUCUUUAAUCUGGGUUGAGAUCUGACUCUGACACGUUGGCACAAUCACAGGAGUUCAUGUACAUCAUGUGAUUCCUGUUUAAUGAUUGACGUGUUAAUCCAACAGGAACAGUGUUUAACUGAUGUUACUCAGUGUUCUGCUGAACUUAUACGAUAUCCUUUGUGGGUAAAACCUUUUAUGACCCUACGACCUGCAAAACCCUUUCAAAACGUUUCAACUGUCAAAACAAAUGUAAAUCUGAAAUCGAGGACGUCUGUCUUUACAUUUCAUUUGAUUUCAAUGUGAACGUAAAAACCUUCAGCUGUGGAGCGACUGUAGAAGACGUGCAUGCUUUAAUGUGAACGGUGUUCCUAAAGAAUGUGCUGCUCUUGCAUGCAUUUUAAAUUACAAUUUAUUUGCAUAUGAACUAUUUAAAAAGGGGCAACACUUGCAUCUCAAACAUUGAUCUCAGCUGUGUUCUUGAAAUAUUUACAUACCGACAGAAAACCUCCCAGAAAUGUGUCGUAAUAGAUUGAAAUACAUUUCUCAUGUGUCUGGUUGUCCUGUGGAUCUGUGUGGUGAACCUGUUGUGUCUUUACCUGCACAUGUGCUGUUCAGCGUCUUCUCUGAUCAAAUGCCACGAUUGUCUUUCCUUUUUUAAUAAAACACCUGAGACGUUUAUCUUUACCAGCUGCCUCGUGGCAUCAGUGAAACUUGACAUAUUUGUAUUUUCCAUACUUUAUAAAGUGUCUUUUGUCCUAUUGUCCAAAUAAAAUGACAGUGAUGUUUAA